UGAAACACAUUUUCCCUCACAUUACACUGACUGAACAUCAUUCAUAACGUUAAGUGGAUCUUAAACCAGUCGCCCACCCUAAUAUAUAAAGAUUAACUCUUUAGAAAACGGCGGGCUCGCUGUAAAGUGAACUGUCUGUGAGUGUUUGCGGCAGACUGAGCGUGUGCCUCACUUGGCGGUGGACCGGAGCAGCGAAACCCCUCUGCGCCUUCACUCCACAGGAAUCCCACCGACGCACCUCUUGCGGCUGGAUUUUCUCCUCCAAGACAGAUAGCAGGAAGGGGACAUCCAAUUCCCACAGUGAGCGCGAAUCUCUGCCCCAAGUACCGGGAGGAACAGAUUGCUCUGGCACCAUUCUCUUAAUUUUAAAUCAACAGCUGCUGGGAGCCAUGAGUGCGUGCAGCAGGAAGGCUCUGACUUUACUCAGCAGUGUCUUUGCAAUCAGCGGCUUGGGGUUGCUGGGAGUGGCCGUGAGCACAGAUUACUGGCUGUACCUGGAGGAGGGCGUCAUCCUGCCCCUGAACCAGAGCGUCGACAUUAAGACUUCCCUGCACUCAGGCCUGUGGAGAGUCUGCUUUCUGGCUGGUGAUGAGUCAGGCCGCUGCUUUACCAUCGAGUACAUCAUGCCUAUGAACAUCCAGCUGACGUCAGAGUCCACUGUGAAUGUGCUGAAGAUGAUCCGCUCAGCUACGCCAUUCCCUCUGGUCAGCCUGUUCUUCAUGUUUAUUGGGUUUGUUCUCAACAACAUCGGGCACGUUCGUCCUCACCGCACCAUCCUGGCAUUUGUCUCCGGAAUCUUCUUCAUCCUCUCAGGACUGGCUCUGGUGGUGGGCUUGGUGCUGUACAUCUCUAGUAUAAAUGAUGAGAUGCUUAACAGGACCAAGAGCAGCGAAACUUAUUUUUCCUAUAAGUACGGCUGGUCCUUUGCCUUUGCUGCCCUCUCCUUCUUGCUCACUGAGAGCGCAGGGGUCAUGUCUGUCUACCUGUUCAUGAAGCGCUACACAGCGGAGGAGAUCUACCAACCGCGCCACCCCAAUUUCUAUCGCCCUCGUCUCAGCAACUGCUCCGACCACUCUGGUCAGUUCCUCCACCCUGAGGCCUGGUCACGCGGGCGGAGCCCUUCAGACAUCUCGAGUGAAACUUCCCUGCAGAUGAGCACCAGUUACCCUGCCCUCCUCAAGUGUCCCGACUAUGACCAGGUUUCCUCCUCACCCUGCUGAGCGGUGGGUCACCACAGCGAUGAGCAAACGAGGUCAAAGGCCAGCGAGUUUUCUUUUCAAGUUAAGACACACGUCAGAUGUUCAGCUGUGAGACUGAGCCUUUUUUACUUUGGCCAAAGGAUAAGAGGCUGUUGUAGUCAUCUAUCAGGUCAGAAGAGCAUUUUUUGGAAAAUGAUUGCAGUAGAAACUACAGUUUCUUUCCUAGUAGAUGCAAAGUCUGCGCAUUUUUAAAGCUGCACCAUCAUUUUGUUCUGCAAAGAUCUCAAAAGUUUGAAGUCUGUUUGCUGAAUUUUUAUAUUUUUUACAGCAUACAAAAUGCCUUUUAACUUUGAUUUGCAUUUUGAUUUAUUUGUAUCAACUUUUAGUGCCUCCUGGACAAAAUAUAUCUUUAACAUUUCUUAAUCUCUUGGUUCUAGAACUAGAUUGUGGCAGUAUUUAUGUAUCCCUUCUAUUAAUGUGAGAAUAAGAAAUAUAUUGAUAUUUUACUGACUGAUAAUGAUAAUAAUAAUAAUACUGUGGGGGGAAACUUAUUUCUAAAAAGGGUGCACAGCUAAAGAAGAUGUCUUUUUAAAGCUGGAGUCACAUGUCACCCAUCACAAUGCUCAGUAUGGCCAAAGUAAAAUGUAAAAUACUUUGUAGUCUUUAACAUUCUGUAUACAUCUAACUGAACUUAAGUCUAUGUUUAAUAUGUUAUCGUUGGUAUUGCUGUGUAUCCAAACCUUAGUCCUCAAGGCACACUGUCCUGCAUGUCCUACAAGUUUCCUGUGACAGCACACCUGAUUCAAGGGAAAGGGGUCAACCUUCUGCAAGGCUUAAAGAGCUGAAGAGUUCACUUGGCUUUUAAAUCAGUUGUGCUGGAACAGGAAAGCUUGGUAAACAUGCAGAGAAUUUUGCCUUGCUAACCAGGGUCCUUGUGUGGUAUCUGCACUUUGUUUUUUUUCGCUGUGGUAAAAAUAAAUUAAGAUCAAAUUGUUUGCACUACAUAAAUGUCACCUUUUCCACAAAGCAGAUAUGUCCCAUAUAAAGUCAAUACUAAUAACUUUCAAGGGAAAAAAUACUCACAAUUUCAGCUGUGAUUCUGGUAAUCGGCAUUUCAGCAGAUGCUAAAUAUGACAAGUCUUCAGUGGAAACAGACGUAAGACAUCCUACUCAAAAGACAAAUCACUGUCAAAUCAUAUGCACAUGCAUUUGAUUCAUGUACAACCUAUUUCUAUAUGUACAGAUAUUCUACAUGAUAUGAAUUAUUUCCAUUGAGAUGACGAUGUAUAACAUGUGCUAAAGUUUGAGUGUGACUGAUGGUGUAGCUACUGUGCUGUAGCAUAAGAGGUUUUUGCUUUAACAUUAAAUGAGCUGUACAAUAAAUGAUUACCAUCCAACAGAGACAAGUUGUGCCCUGUUUUCAACUUUAAAACUGUAAUUUAACAGCUGUAAUUCUUCAUGCAUCCACUAGAAUGCAGUGCUUGUGUUGUUUAAGAGUGAACAUCUCAAGUCUUUUUUUUUCUUGAAAUUAUAAUGUAAUCCUCUACAUGAGGGGUGUUCAACUCCAGCCCUUGAGGGUCACUGUCCUACAGCCAUUACUAGGGCCCCAUUCUGACUGAGUGGCAAAAAUAAUUUUAUGCAA
Molecule: messenger RNA, 2841 nt
Organism: Menidia menidia (Atlantic silverside)
Lineage: Eukaryota; Metazoa; Chordata; Actinopteri; Atheriniformes; Atherinopsidae
Source: the annotation of a GenBank genome assembly